Vicia villosa (hairy vetch) is the source of this 441-nucleotide messenger RNA. RefSeq lists its product as uncharacterized. The record is from RefSeq and is a predicted model, not a curated record. The transcript has a single exon. The coding region runs from base 1 to 441 and encodes 146 amino acids. Lineage: Eukaryota; Viridiplantae; Streptophyta; Magnoliopsida; Fabales; Fabaceae.
AUGCAUCCUAAAUUGUCUCCUAAGAUUAGAAAGUUUGAUUCUGGAUAUGAGAAGCGUAAGAAAAAGAAAAGACUUGAUGAGUUAACUCAAUCUCAAUCAGGAGCUCUUGAUAAAAUUAUCAUAAAAGAACCACAAAUUCCUAAUGAAAAUCAAAAUGUUGAUGUUGGAAUUAUUGAAAACACGGUUUCUACUAAAAAUAUGGAGGAAAAUGCUAAUGUUAAUGCUACCAAAAAUGAUAAUUUAGAUGCUGAAAAUAUGGAGGAAAAUGCUAAUGUUAAUGCUACUGAAAAUGAUAAUUUAGAUGUUGAAAAUAUGGAAGAAAAUGCUAAUGUUAAUCCUACUGAAAAUGAUGUUUUAGAUGUUAAAAAUGUUGAUGCUGAAAAUCUUGAUAAUGGUAUUGACCAUGAUGAAGAUAGAGAUAUAUUUGAUCCAGCAAUAUAG